AUGGGUCGAAAAAAUAGGAACCCCGCCUGGCGGGAGGCCAAUAUCUGGGAAAAGCCCGAACCCGCUCGGAGAUACAGCACUUGGGCAACGACAACAUGGAGGACGAGCACAUGGGGCAGCGAUCAUGCCGACCCCGAUCCCGAUCCCGAAGCUCACAUACAACCUGAGGAGCAGCAGGAGGAGGAGGAGGAUGGGGAGGAGAAGGUGACAAAGAAGAAGAAGAAGAAGCCAUCAAUAUGGCGGUCUUUGGCGUGUGGGAUGAAGACAGCCCUAGCCUGCGACAUGUUCAAGCCCGCUUUCCCCUGGAUCGCCCAUCUCCGCUGCCAUUUCCUCGCAUUCAACGUCUCCUCCACCACUCAGGAACGAGGAACCGGCGGAAAAGGAGGCCCAUCAACACCACCCAUGUUUCGACUUUUCGACUGGACCCUGAGUCCUCGAGGAAACAUCAGACAAGACGCCUUGAUCUGGUACUUGGGGUGGCGAUGA
Sordaria macrospora k-hell is the source of this 486-nucleotide messenger RNA. RefSeq lists its product as uncharacterized. The record is from RefSeq and is a predicted model, not a curated record. NCBI's taxonomy places the organism in Eukaryota, Fungi, Ascomycota, Sordariomycetes, Sordariales, Sordariaceae.